AUGCCAUCUGGCGACAGGGCGGCCAAGGGGUCGGACCCGCCCUGGAAGGGCCUCACCGGCGACCGCCGUGUCCAGCGCGAGUUCCGGGCGCUUCGCAAGCUCGUGGAGGAGGGCGGCGUGCCGCAGGUGGCGGACCUGGAGUACGUGAACGACUCGAUCCGCAGGUGGAGCCUGAAGCUGAAGAAUUUCGACGACGACGUGCCCGGCGGCCGGCAGCUGAACCAGGACCUGGCGCAGCUGGCGGCGCGGCACGGGCAGGACCACCUGGCGAUGGAGAUCACCUUCCCCGAGGACUACCCCCAGCAGCCGUUCUUCAUCCGUGUGGUGACGCCCCGCUGCCGGUGGUACACCGGGCACGUCACUGCUGGUGGCUCCAUUUGCAUAGAGGCGCUGACCCUGAGUGGCACUCCCAAUUCGUGGCAGCCAGACUACUGCGUGGAAUCGAUGCUGAAUAUCAUCAUCCACAACAUGAUCGACUGUGAGGUGGUCUACGUGCAGACGCCCACUGGGCCAGGCGGCCUCAGUGGCCCGCUGCGAAUCGACCUGGAGCGAAAAUACACCAGCAACGUGAUGGCACCGUAUUCUGAGUACGAAGCCCAGUCAGCCUUCAGACGGAUGGAGGCAAACCACCAGCGGCUGGGUUGGGGCCCCACAGGGGGUGCCAGUGGUUCGGGGCAGGCCAGCCGAGCCAGGAGUUCUGCCAGGCUAGCUGACAAGGCUGGAGCGGGUGGAGCACUGUUAUCAGCAAAGACAUUUGGCGGCUCCUCAAGGAGGAUGUUGAGUGGUGGGGGUUUGGGCAGAAGCCACGGGGCAUUGAGCAAGGGCGUGCCGCAACUUCCCCCACCGGCCCCGCCACCACCGCUGCGGCUGGGAACCCGAGGGGUUGAGGGAAUGGGGAUGUCCAGCUCGGGGGGCACACAGGUGGCUGCAAUGUCACCCGCAAGGAAGAGGGCCAAGGCAUGGCCUGGAGACGUGGGGGCAGGUGGCAAGGUGAUCGACCUAACGAGCACCUCACAGCAUGGCGAGCAGGCAGCAGUUGGUACGGCCACACAGCAGCAACCCGCUCACUACACAGAUACUUGCAGGCAGGGGAUGGGCAUGGAUCCCCAGAGGAUGGAGGUGGACUUCAACGAUGAGGGGCUGGUGACGAUGAUGCACAGUGGCGUCAGUUACAGCGAUGCUGUGGCAGCCCUGGGGGAGGUGGGGGGAGACCUGGAUGCUGCGGUGGCGUUCCAGAUAGAGUGCCUGGACAGAGGGGGAGCAGCUGCAGUCCUGGGAAUGAGGCGCUAG
Molecule: messenger RNA, 1290 nt
Organism: Ostreobium quekettii
Lineage: Eukaryota; Viridiplantae; Chlorophyta; Ulvophyceae; Bryopsidales; Ostreobiaceae
Source: the annotation of a GenBank genome assembly